Molecule: messenger RNA, 3345 nt
Organism: Daphnia carinata
Lineage: Eukaryota; Metazoa; Arthropoda; Branchiopoda; Diplostraca; Daphniidae
Product: protein FAM184A-like
Exons: 9
Coding region: 1-2967 (988 amino acids)
Source: RefSeq, a predicted model, not a curated record
AUGUUUUCCUUCUUCCGUAAGAAAACCGCCAGCAAAGAUUCAAAGCCAGAGCAACAGCCGCCUGUUGUGAAGGCCGAAGAAGAAGACAAGAAAAUUGCAGAGAGUAACAAGAAGAGGACCAAGAAGACGAGUAAAGAUAAAAAAGGCUCAUUCAAGUCUGAAACAGAGCCAACCAUUGUUUCCAGCGACACCUCCUCAACGUCCAGCAUCGCCAGCCACAAAGCUGCGGAAAAUGUUCCGCCGAUUGCUUUGAUUACUGAAGAACAAAGUCCUCUAACGCCUCCGUUAGUUGGCACUGUUGAUCAUGUCGAAGUUGUCGAACUUCCAUUACCAUCGGACAGUUCUAUCCUCUUACAAGAAGAACCGCCCGAUGAAUUUUGCGAAGCACACGAAGUCAUACUACCGGAACUACCUAUUCCGGUAUUACCGAUCACUCUGACUCAGCCUAGUCCGUUAGCUCCCACGGAUGGUCCGGAAUCUGAAACAACGCGUAGGCUGGCAAAAGAUUUACCGGAGAAGAGUACAAAGGAUAAACAACCUCGUCGUGUUUCCUUCAAUUGUAAAGAUAUUGUUAUUUCCGACCCUGGUGACGUCAGUCUGACAGACUCAGCCAUACCGGAUGCAACGCAUGUGUUGCCGAUAACGAUAACACAAAGAGAUUUAGACGAAGCUGCUCAGUCUCCAUUUUUAUCCGAGGAAGCAUCGCCUCUACAUGAAAUAUCAAUCGUCCAACAGGACGAUACAAUGUCAACGCUAGAAGAAGACCAGACAGACAUGAUCAACGCCAUGAAAGAGCAAAUACGUCGGUUGGAGUCGGAGCUGAGAGAGAAGACCGAAAGAGUGGAACAGUUAGAAGCUAUACUGGCCGAUGAAGAACGUCAGGUUCAACUAGAAGUAAUAGAACGUUUAGAAGCUGAAUGGAAUAAGGAACGAGAACUUGUUGACAACGAACGAGAAGAAGAAUUGCGACUUUUGCAAGAGGCUUUAGAAGAAGCUCUCGAAGAGAAAGCUGAAAUCGAGUCUAAAAUGUUGCGAGAUGCUUCGAGGGAAUCGCAACUCCUAGACGACUUCGAAUGGAAGCUCGGAGAGAUCGAGAGAGAAUACAAAAAGAAACUAGUCGAAACGGAGAAAUCCGCCGAAGAACGGUUCAAAAACGAGAUGGCAAUGGAAUACCAGAAGCUCGUAGAAGAUAAACGGGACAUAGAUGAGAAACUAACAGAAAUUGCUCAUCUCAAGAGUUACGAGGCUGAAGUGAUUCAGUUGCGAGGUCUGGUGUUUGAACAACAGAGGGUCAUUAGGACGGCAGCCCGUCAAGUUGAUCAUUUAAAAGAAACGGAGAAAAUCCUUGAAGACGACCUACACAGAAUUCGAAUGCAGGGCUGUACACGUAAGCAGCAACAGGAGAUGGAGGCCAAAUGGAAAGAGAAUUCUUUGAUUGAAUACAAUCGGUUGCGAGCUGAACUGGUGGCCUCUAACGAAGAAGAGAUGUUAAAGGCCAUACGUCAGGUAGUUCGCGAGAAGGACGACCAAAUCGCCGCCAUUAAGAAGCAAUUGGACACCCAGCAAGUAGCGAUGAACCAUCAAAUUGCAGAGCUUAAAAAUUCGUUCCAGCAACGUGAAGCCAAAUUGAAUAAACAGGUGGAAGAAACUCGAGCUGAAGCUGAUCGAGAAUUGUGCGAAUUAAGAAGACAGUUGAACAAAGUUCAAGACUCACAUAUCGAAUUCAUGGAACAAGUGGAACAGAAGCACGCCGAAGAAUUAGAACAGCGUGGAUCAUCCAGUGAAGAAAGUAAAGAAGCCCUGGAACAAACAUACGAAGAGAAGCUCCAGUCGAUAGAAAUUCAGCAUCAAAGCCAAUUGAUUUACUCCAUAGACGCUCUUCAAAGCCUGAUUGAGGAGGAAAAGCAAGAGGCAUUGACUCAACUAGGAGAACAUUAUCAAACACAACUGCAAUCGCUACAAGAGCACAUUUCUGAUCUUCAGAGGCGACUCACCGACGCCAACAAAAUGUCCUCUCAAAGGCAACAGGAACUUGACAGAUUGCAAGAGCUCGUUUUGCGGCAAGAGGAACAGUUGGAACUCUUACAACGUUCGGAAGAUCGAACCGAAUCCAACAGAGAAACAUCGAGUUCCCGACGACGUGGCAGCGAUGAUGAAAGCACUGCCAGCACAACUGAGAGCAGCGGCGAAGAAGAUUACGAUGAAUCCACACCACCCAACGGUCGAAGUGCAGGGGACGGAUGUUCGCCAUCAACGAGCGCUGCAACAAGUCAAGAUAAUUUGAGACCCUGUCCCGAUCUGGACGCCGGCAUUCUUUCUUCCACGCGUAGCGCGGUGGCCACUCACCACGUAAACUCGUCGGAAGAAUGCCUAUCGAUAAAAAUUGAACAAUUCGAACAGAUGCAAUCGACGAUCAUGUGCUGCGAUGAUCCCGAGCACGCAGAAGCGCAACAAAUAAUUCUAGAGAUGCACCAAGUUCUGGCCGAUCGCGAUGCCGAACUUCAAAGAUUGACGGAAGAGAAACGAUUUUAUCAGUUGGAACUGAUCCAUUGGGAGAGAAAUUUAGCUCUUCAAAGAGUUGGCCUCCCUUUGGCACUGGUGCCCGACAGGCUUUCCAACGAAUCCGAGUUGAAUCCGUGGAGAGGGUUCUCUGCUCCGCCAGUGACCAAGCCGCGUCUACCGGAUCAUUUGCGAUACCCUUCAGCGACAGCUUUCGCUGGAAGUCGAGCCGCUUCUUACGAACUUUUUUCUCCAAGCGCCACCAGUCUCAGUCCAGACUGUGGGCGGCAGUUAUUUGCGGCUCAACACUCAUCCGCUUUGAUGACUACCGACGAGUGGAUGUCAGAGGGCGGACUCGUGCCACCAGAUGAACGCCAAAUGCACUGGCCAGCUCAGCAAGGAAGUCAUUUUUACUACAGCGAUGACGACGAUGACAGUAACAACAACGGAUUCACUACCCCGUUGUAGGGGGUGACCGAGAUCUUUCUGCCGCUCCGCUUUUUGAAAGGCUGUCGCCAUGUUUUGUCGUUGGCUCACAUUUUUAAAGCCUUCAUUUGUAUCCAUACUGUCCUUAGUCUCUAUUAUUUACGAAUACUUUUGUUCGUUGCAAAACGAAAAAAAGAGAAUUGCCUUGCAAUGUUUCGGUCAGCAUCUAUUGAUACAAAUGCUCCUGUAUAAAGGAUAGGUCUUCAAAUGUAAUGAUUGGAUAUUGAGUUAUCUAUAUACCAAAGGUUUAUAUAUAUACAGUACUGUAUAAAUACACAAAGUAUGCUAUUACGUCGUACACACUCUCUGACGUUUGAUGAAAUUAUUAUGAACGGAUAAUAAAACCUCUUGAAAUAUUAA